Molecule: messenger RNA, 1158 nt
Organism: Papaver somniferum (opium poppy)
Lineage: Eukaryota; Viridiplantae; Streptophyta; Magnoliopsida; Ranunculales; Papaveraceae
Exons: 2
Coding region: 149-1042 (297 amino acids)
Source: RefSeq, a predicted model, not a curated record
GCGAAUAAUUUCGAGACACCCACCUAAUGUAUAAGAUGUGAUGGUCUCACAUCUGAGAAAGAGCGUGCGGCGUUGGAAAUGAACCAUCAAUUUUUAGAGUUCGUUUCGUUGUCUAAAUCCUUUUCACAGAUAUUUCAGGUUAUCUAAAAUGGAGAAUAAUGGAAACACAGACAGAAGACUUGGUCUUCUCCAUACCACCGGAAAUGCAAUGUUGACAACAGCCUCCAAGGCCUACAAGAAAGCAGAACUACUGCCUAACCCAGUUGGCACAAUAGCACAAAAACUAGGUAGAGUUGUGAGGCCAAUUGUUCACACAAUCAAAAAUCACUCCCUAGCAAUCCUCUCUUACACAGAUGAUCGAAUCUUAUAUGCUGCAAAUGUUGUUGAGAAUGUCUUCCCUCCAUCCAGCUACAUCUUCAACAAGAUCGGCAUCCUCGUACAAGUCAUCGAAACCCUGCCGGUCAAAUUUGACAAUGCAGCCGACAAAUUACCAGCGGUAAUACAACGAGUGCCGCAUUUGGAAUGGGCAUUAUCCCAGUUGCUAUUGAUAUUGAGUUUCUUGAUUAAUAUUACAUUCACCGAUUUGGGUGUCGAUGGAGCUGUUGAGAAAGAGAUUAGAAUUGACACCAAUUCACAUGAUGAAAUUGCUACAAAUAAUAACCGGCUCACUGGAAACGAAGGGAUGUGCAUCCAAAGCAGUACUGGCAAUGAAGAAGAAAAAGAAAAUGAGAAAGAAAUCAAGGAGAUGGACAAAGACGUCGACGUGAUGGUUGAAAAAAGAGACGUUAAUGAAGAAGAGAUGAACGAAAAGAAAGAUGCAACAACUCUGCCUAGUUUUUUUAGUGAAGUAUUAGAGAUGGAUAUGAAGAAAAACGAAGACGAAAUAAGGCAACAACAACAAGAAGAAGAAGAACAGUCCGACGACAAAGAAAUUGUUAGUGUGACUAAAAAUGAUGAAGUAAAAGACACUAAAGUGAUCAAGAAAGAAGAACAAAAUCCAAUUGAAAAGUUCUUUUCUGCGACAGGGUGGUUUAAAAAGUAAGGAAAUGUUGGUGACAACGAGGAACAAAAAAAAGAUGGCAAGUGUAAGACGAUUUUAUAUAUUUGAAGCAUAUAGAUAUUCGAACAUGUGAAAUAUAUUUUUCUUUUCAAAUGUAA